ACAUGGCGGUGCCCGCAAACUUUGCGUGCCCAGACCGGGAAAAGUUCCAUUAUUGCUAUUCUAAAUUGAUAAAUUUCAAGUAUAGAGAUGAAGAAUCAACAAAAACGGACUUAAAUUUACUUCUGGACCAGUUAAAUUCUCUGGAAUAUUCAACGAUUAUCGUUGGAGAAAAAGAUGGGAAUAAUCUGCUGACAAAGCUGUGUUCAACAAUACCAUUGCAUGAUGAUAGACUGGUUGUCAAACUCUGUCAAAUUGCCAACAACUGGAAGAGGAAGCAGAUGUUACAUUUGACAGAUGAAUGCAUCAGGAUAGUAACAGAUUACUUUAUAAAAGCUGUAGAGAGGUGCCAAGGAUGGGCUAUACCCGAUAUACUACGAGCCCUAGCUUCUGUGCUGUAUGAAAAUGUUGACAGAGUUGAAACGUUCCAUGACAGGUUAUUAGGGAAACAUGGCAUACUUGUGCAGCUAAUCAACAAUGAAGUGACGGAUACUGACACCCUCAAGGAAGCUGUACUAUGUGUGGAAUGUCUCACUCUGAAACCAUCUGGUGUUGGGUACCUGUCACCAGAGCUUGUGGAUGUAUGUUUUGACAUAUUCUGUAUGCUGUUACACAAGAUGCCCACAACAAAUCUAGAAGCUACCUCACAGUGUAAGAUCCAGAUAAACUGUUUACGAGGGAUACAGAACAUGAUCCAGAUGACAAAAACAGUUCCGCUCAACAAACUUGGUAUUAUUCUAGCAGCCAUACGGGCGUACAUGUUUUAUGGGUUAUAUACACAGCCAUUGAUCAUACCAGACAGUUUGUACCCAUCCCCGCUCAUCAAGAUAGAUAUCCCAGUCCUCGGCAAAAUGUCUGUAACUCCCGACAAAACAGAGAAACAAGAAGAGUCAGGUCAGAAGAAAUCCAAAAGGAAAACAAAGAAAAGGGGAGAUAAGCAAGGAGGAAAGCAGAGCAGACAGCCAGAUGGUGGUUCCCAUGGUGAUGACCCUGACACUUCAGGAAAGCCAUUUGGUGCAGGUGCUGCUGCCAUCAAUAUUGAAGCAGAUUUGUCGGGCUACACUACAUGGUCUAAGAUUAGCAGCUCGGAAUCCGAAUGGUCAGAUACAGAAGGGGGUCAGGGGUCAAGGUUAAGGUCAAGCUGUACCAAGGUCAGACAGUGUGCUCUCAGCUGCUUCUAUUGGAUAAUAAAGAUGACAGAUAAGAAAGUGAUGUUUAGUUUCUGGUCCUCAUUUAUCCCAGACUCACAGACUGCCACAAACAUGGCCAGUACUCAAACUUUGUUCACUAUUAUAUUGAAGGACCCAUCACCUAAGUGUAGAAUGGGUGCCUUGGCAGCCCUGUCUGUUCUUGUAGAUGGAACUAAACUCUUGUUGACUGCCGCAGAAGACAGGGAUGAGACUAAAACUGCAACAUUUACACCAUUUUCUGUGAUACUGGGAUCAACAGUGAAAGAGAUCCACAGGUGUUUGCUACUUGCCAUGAUCUCUGAAGAAUAUCCAAUCACACUGACCCAACUUAUCAAGUGUUUUGGAACAGUUAUUGCCAAUGUACCGUACCACCGAAUGAGACCUGGUCUGUUAAGCAGAAUUGUUAAACAGGUUAAACAUUUUAUAAAUCACAGAGAUCCCAAUGUAAGAGUGGCCUGCCUGACAUGUCUAGGGUCAAUGGCUGGUAUCCAGCCACCGUUAAUGGAAGUGUGUCAUAUAAUUCAACCAUCAAAACCCCCGGUCUCCGCUGUACAACCUGUUGUCAUUGAAACUGAUUCAAGUAAUCAACAAAGAUCGAAAGACAGUGAAUCUGGUUUACAGAUUAUAAAUUCUACUGUAAGAGACUUUGAUUCAGGCUUUAGCAGCAGUCCAAAUAUUAACUCCCCUGGAGGAGCUCUUCAAGCAGGAGGUGCUACAGGAGAGUUUUCAGGGGGAACAACUCCAAAGAGAGAUACAGCUAGUUCCUCAGGUAUUCAGACACCAGUGUUUUCAGACCAGCUUCUUCAGGCUUAUUCCAAAGAGAUUUCCUGGGUUGUAAAGUUGUGUGUGAAGAAUAUAUUGCCACAGAGCACCCCGGAUACAGUGUUUGGAGCUGAAGAACCACACACUGAACCAAUACCUGUACGUCUGGAAUCUCUCCAGGUCCUGGCAAACUUAACAAAAGGAUACUUUCCAAUUAUAAGAAAUUGUGUUCCACUGUUACAAGAACUUGUACAUAAAUGUUUCUGUGAUAAAGAUCCUGUGAUAAAACUUCAUACAGCAAAGCUUCUAGAUGAAUUUACUCAAGUUUUACUUCAAGAUGUGAUAAAUACGGAGUCUAUGACACAAACAACGGACACGCUGGAUAAACAACAGGUAUGUUACUUCUAUAGAAGUUGUGUCAUUAUUCAGAAAACAUCAUGGAUUAUUGGAUUACAAACCAAUUUGACGUGUUAG
This is a messenger RNA of Mercenaria mercenaria, 2423 nucleotides long. RefSeq names its product HEAT repeat-containing protein 6-like. The transcript is spliced from 16 exons. The record is from RefSeq and is a predicted model, not a curated record. Bases 3 to 2423 code for a protein of 806 amino acids. Lineage: Eukaryota; Metazoa; Mollusca; Bivalvia; Venerida; Veneridae.